Molecule: messenger RNA, 309 nt
Organism: Phyllotreta striolata
Lineage: Eukaryota; Metazoa; Arthropoda; Insecta; Coleoptera; Chrysomelidae
Source: the annotation of a GenBank genome assembly
AUGAAAGUCGCAGUUUUCGCUUUAGUCUUUGCUUUCGCAGUUGCCACCUGCUAUGCUGCAACCGCACAAGUUGAAACCAGAUUAUUAGGAUGCACUUGCCCCAACUUGUUAACCGGUGUCGCCGAUUUGAUUACCCAGCUCCAAACCACUCUUAGUCCGCUAUUGACCAAAUUGGGCGGUCUCGGUGCCCUCGUUAACCAACUACUCGAAUUGGUCAAGAACCUCGUCAUCCAACUCGGCAAUGCUUUGGCCAACGGAAAUCUCCUCAGCGUCGUCAACAACUUAGUCGGCGGCCUUUUGGGUCAAUAA